AUGAUUGUGAUCCACCGUGGGGGAGACCGCCCGAGCAUAUAUACGGCUGCCACAGGCCAUCCUUUUUGCCUGCUCGUCGAUAACCAGCUGAACUGCCCUCGUCUGCAUGCAUCUCGAUUCUCCAGCAAAACGAAGGGGGAGCGAAGCAAACAGUGCAAACAUGGUCAAAUUAGCGACACGGCACGCGCUAACCCGCUUCGGGCAUGGCUUGGCAAAGGCACAAGGCUCAAAAAGCUCAAAUCUCGUUUGCGAAUUUUCUUUUCCUUCUCUCGACUUCUCGCUUGGCUGCGCCCAACAUCCCAACAGCAAUGGAAAUAUGCCAGGAAUGGGAUCUCGGGCCGUGCGACUAAUGUAUGACAACAGGGCCCAAGACAAAUCACACGGAAGUAACAUCCGUACUGACCAAAGCAAAGAUGUCGUUUCAACUUCCUUUCGCUUCUGUAAGAUGCAAGCCUUUUCCUACUCGUCAACGGAACCUUCCAUAUGAUGAAUGGCACUGGGCUCCGACGGUUUCGUACAAACGAGCCGGCUCUUGAUGGACAUGCCCCAUUGUGGCAGGCCUAGAAAACCUCGCCCACUGAUUUUCGACUCAAGAUAGCUUUCUUGGUGGCCAUUGUUUUGCGCCUUUGGGAGAGUUGCUGACAUUGUCGCCAUUCAGAUCUUGAAGUGAAAUGAAAUAUGGAAUAUGAAGUGCUCUGUUUAGACACUUAGGUCUUCAGUUUCUUUAUAACCUCAGCACACGUAUAAUCCAUUUUAGAUCCCAGAGCUUGUGGUAUCAACACUGGCUUGAAUCUUUGAAUCUUGGUACUUCCAAUCCAACCCGUCAAUUUGCUGGCUUGGAAUGCAAUGAUGCAUUUCACUUGGGCUAGGUAAGGUAGAUGUGCCCCGUUCGAUAACAUCAUUUGAACUAUCUUAUCCCAAACUGCUCAAAAGAUCAACGGCGACCGUGACAUUCAUACGACCUAUGAAUGAACUGCUAUGCAGUUUAACAAUGUCUGACUCUCUGGAUCUUCGUCAAACCACGGUUGUAUGGUUGAGCACUGCUGAGGAUGUAGAGGCAACUAACUAGUUUUCCACGAAAACGUGCAAAAUGUUCGAAUCAGUAUCUCUCGAUAGCUAAGUAGGAUAGUUGAAACAAUGGAAAUUUUUACCUCC
Molecule: messenger RNA, 1155 nt
Organism: Coccidioides immitis RS
Lineage: Eukaryota; Fungi; Ascomycota; Eurotiomycetes; Onygenales; Onygenaceae
Exons: 6
Coding region: 107-487 (126 amino acids)
Source: RefSeq, a predicted model, not a curated record